Ciona intestinalis (vase tunicate) is the source of this 1011-nucleotide messenger RNA. The record is from RefSeq and is a predicted model, not a curated record. Lineage: Eukaryota; Metazoa; Chordata; Ascidiacea; Phlebobranchia; Cionidae.
CAGGACUGUUACAUGCGUAUUGUUUUAGUGAAUUGUUGUUCUACUAACCAUAUAGCAUUCAGCGAAAUGUCAGCUAAAAAGAGACGGCCUCGUAAAACGUCACCUUUGUCCAGAUACGUCAUUCACCAUCCUGGAAAUGUUUCUAGAAUUAAAAGUUACGUCACUGACAGCAACACUCGGCUUUUUCAUGUGCAUGAUGACGUCACGAGGUCCAAUCAAACUCGUACACCGCCGACCACCAUAUCCAAGAGUGAAUCGAUAGCAAUGCCACAAAACCAAAAGCGAGAAGCUUUCUCUGCACCACCCGGUUAUGAUGAGUUGUUCGGGCUUGACCUCAGCCAUCUAAACCCAGAGGAAAGGGCGGCGAUUCUGCAAGUGGCCGCUCGAGCAAAGCAAAUAGAACAACUAGAAACAAGGAAAGUAAAGAAUAUUAGGAAUCAAGUGGACGCUUUCGUGCAUAGCGAGCAAACAACCAAACCUGAAAAACCAUUGACAACAAAACCAACUGCAAGUACAAACGUGAAGAAAGAAGAACGAAGCAAACAAAAUCGACCUGUUCCCGUUGAACGAAAACGGGUUGCAUCAGUUGCGAAAGCCAAUACGGAUGGUAAUAGCAAUGUUUGUUUAAAAUGUUUAGCCGCAUACAAAGAACAGAACGGUCAAAAAUCGGUUACAAUCCUGCCCAGUGGAACAGUUGACAAACCCACCCCCUCUACACAAGUUAAAGUUCUACCUUUCCCUGAAGAUGUUUCCCUGGAAAAAUGCUGCGAACUUUGUCUUGUCUCUGAUAAAAGCAAAAAGCAAAAGUCAAAUACAAAUUGCACAUCAUGUAAUAGAAAGAUAUGUAACAAAUGUCAUGUUUCGUCAUCUAUUCUUGCAAAGAAGGGUGAAAUAUUGUGUAAAUUCUGCGACAAACAACGUGAACUUGCAGCUCGUUCAAAUGUUUGGAUGAAAAACCAUCCAGCAAGAAGAAACAUUAAUCGAAGUGUCAGUGUCGAUAUACCAAUUCAG